GUGGCAUUUAUGCAGGAGGAAUCGUUUUGAUGAAUUAAAAAAAAAAACACCAAGAAGUAUCACUAUUAUUGUAAUGGGAUAAAAUGAAAGAUUACUGAUUACUGCUAGUAUUUAUUUAGCAUUGCAGUAUAAACAAUGCUACAACAUUGCAUGCGAGGGGUUAACCUAGAACUCUCUCUGUGAAUGAGUGAGGCAUGCCUUGCACUCUAUACAGGUCCUCUCUGACUUGUUAUUGUGAGGGCUGUCUCACGUACACACAGGACCAAAGGAAUGUGAAAUGGAAAUGACCAGCAUGACUAAUUUAUUGUGGCAACCUCCCAUGACAACCAGAGAGUCCCUAGAGCACCAUAAGAAGGCAGGGGGCAGUGUUCCCGGACACUUUCUUUGUUACACUGUAAUCAUGGGCUGUAAAGGAUCCAAGGUGCAGGUGGUCGAAGUGAAGCCCACUGAUGGGAGGAAGAGCGGAUGGGGGGCUCAUGGCAAAGGGAACCAGGUGAGUGUGAGGAAGACUUACAUUUAACAUGGAAUAUUGACAUCUCAUUAACUCUCACUACCCCAAGAUGUGCAAGUUGGUAUUAAAAUGCUGUUAAAUGAAUACACCCAGACAUCUGUUAAGAAAAGCAAUCAUUUUAAAGUUCUAGUGUACUUUUACUAACUACUGAUCAUCUUAAAGACAUUGUACAAGGCAUGACUAUAGUAAUAUGCCUUUAUCCCCAUGUCAAUUGGGUUUUCCACUGUGGCUCUACGAAUACAAGGCAUAGUGAUAUAAAAAAAAAAAUGCAUCAUUUAAUGGUAAAUAAUAGACUUGAGCUAAAUAAUUUUCAGCUGAUACAAAUGAAUCAAAAUCCUUUUAAUCUACACCAGAACUAACUGAUUCAUCCACAGGUAAACACUGGACCAAUUGAUUUGUUUGGGUAUAUAUUAAAAGGAAUUUGAUUUGUUCGUACCAAAUUAAAAAUAAUUUUUAUACAAGUCUAGUAAAAAAAAAAGAAAAGAAAGUUAUCUGGAUUCUGAGAUUUUUUUUCUUAACUAGAAUAAAUUGCUGGCAGUUUACUAAAACUCUCUGUUUAGUAAAUAAACCCCCACCAAGAAUUGGGUCUAAAAUUUAACUCCAGUUUCUCUAGUAACUAAACCAGGAUAAAAUCUUUUCAAUGGUUUGUUUCAAUUCAACAAAGCGAAUUCCUAGUAAAGUUUAGACGUAUACAUUGAUAUUCACGAAUUGGUACUAUUUUAGCACGUUAACUGAUCAGUAAUAAAUCCCUUGGUAAUAUGUUCUUGUAACAUGCUUUGGGUAUCAUGUCUAUAUUUUUUUAAAUUUCAAUAGUGCAAAUAUAUUCACUCAAUAGAGAUUUUUGCCAGUCAAAGCACAAAUAAUGAAAAGUGAUUUUUAUUUAUUUUUUGCACUUUUUUUCAUAAGGAAAAGUGGAUCAUUUUUAAAAUCUUUUUUUUCUCACGUCAUUAAUUUUUAUGGUUAUUUUUUUUCUCUUAGAACUGGUUACUACAUAUCGCUCCUUAGUGUUGAAUUGUCCCCCUAGUAAGUUUUCAUUUUCUGGCUUUGAUUUGCAGAUUGAAAAUAAGUCUCAUGAAAACUCCAGUGGCAGGGAUGGCUCAGCUACAUCAAAAGGCACCAUGGACAGUGGAUUGGGAAUGGAAGAUGAAUCUGCUCGAGAAAAUCUGCCUGGAGUAGUAACGGAAAAAGCAAGUUCUCCCAGAACAGCAGGAAUAUUGAAUAAUGGCAAAGGUAUUGUUGUUGUUGUUAUUAUUAUUAUUAUUAUUAUUUUAUUAUUAUUUAUAUAGCGCCAUCAGAUUCUGUAGCGCUGUACAAUGGGUAUCAACGUCCUCUUUAAGUAUAGAAUGUUUUAUUACUGAUUGGUUUACACAGGGCUGCAGAUUAUGUCGUGUAUUUAUUAAACCUAAUUUGUUUCGAUACAGCAUAUUAUCUAAACCAAUUUUCUGUAGUUCUACAAAUUAUUGUGUUACAUAAAUACACAUAUGUAGUACUUGGAAGUUGGGAGUGUUGGUAAAUUGCUCCCAUGGGAAGCUAAUACUUUACUUGAUGUUUUGCAGUUAAUACUUGCAUAUGAAGUUAUUUUACAGAGGGAAGAAGACUUGUAUUUACAUUGUGUACUGCUACUCAUUAAAUGUCCAGAAUAACCAAGGCACAAAAUAAGCUAGAAUUUCUGCUCACAGUUCUAACCUAUCAACAGCAACAUUCCAUUGGUUUCCACAGUAAUUACAAUACAUUUGCACUUUGCUCCAGGAUCUACCCACAGACCCACUAUUGUCUAAUCACACGUUACCUGGAAAGCUGCCCUAUUCAGCAUUUGAUAACUGAAAAGCUCUGAGUCUGCACUGCUAUGGCAGCACGUAGCAAGAGAUGCAGAUAUUACAUUUGUGUAAUGGGUGUAGUGUUUGUGUGUAUUAGAUGCAGUGUGUGCAGCGGAUUUAUUUAUUUAUUUAUUAAAUAUUUUACCAGGAAAGAUACAUUGAGAUUUAUCUCAUUUUCAAGUAUGUCCUGGGUCCACAAAUCAUUACAUUGUUACAUUAGGGUACAAUAAAAUACAAAAACAAUAUUAAUACACAAUAUAUACACAAUUUAUCAUAGAACAGGUAGGAAAUAUAUAAUCAACCAUGACAGGUGCAUUCUGUUUUGAGGUAUGUAGAGAGGGAUCUCUUAAAGGACUUUAGGCUUAGGGAAGAUUUUAAAUUGUGUGGGAGGUCGUUCCAUAAUUGCGGUGCUCUGUAGGAAAAGGAGGAUCGGGCUGCUUUCUUUUUGUACUGAGGUAGACUAAAUAAAGUGCUGGUAUUGGAUCGGAAGUUAUAGGAGGUGGGAACAGCUGAGGAGAGCAUUUUGUCAGGUAGGGUGGGAGUUUCCCAGAAAAGCUUUUAACCCCUUAAGGACCAAACUUCUGGAAUAAAAGGGAAUCAUGACAUGUCACACAUGUCAUGUGUCCUUAAGGGGUUAAACACAAGGCUGGAAAGAUGAAGGGUGCAUCUUGAUUCCAGCGACAGCUAGUUUAGUUCUUUUAGCAUGUCACAAUGGUUAGUUCAGUAAUUACAUUGUAGCACAAAUCAGCAGAACGAGUUAUACAAUGUAUUGAGUUUAUUAAUGUGGGAUUGCAGUGCAGGUGCGUAUACUACAUCCCCAUAAUCAAUGAUUGGCAUCGGCAUUUGCUGUACAAUCAGUGUAUGUUUGUGUAGUGUAUGUAGUGUGUGUUAUGUGAAUACAGAGUGUGUUUGUGUAGUGAAUAUAGUGUGUGUAUUAGAUGUGCUAUGUGUAUUAGAUGCAGUGUCUGUGUAUAAUGAAUGCAGAAUGUUAUUCCCCCCUCCCUGCUUCUUACCUGUGUCCAGGCAGGGGAGAGAUUCCAUUCCCUGGUGGUCCGGUGGCAUGGUGGGGCCCCCGGCUACAUGUUACUGCAGAGGGGCCCAGCAAGCUGCGUCUGCAUAUUCAGCUCCUCUCUCCCAUUAACUCUUAUGAGUGUGGCCAUGGUAACCAGUGUCAAUGCUCCGACGGCCGCGGGUCUCACGAGAGUUAAUGAAAUGAAAUUUAACCAGCACUUUUCCGACUUUGAUAAAUAUCACCCAUUGUGGAUGUUGUGACUAGUGUUGCUGACCCACCUCUCUGUUCUUCCUAUUGAUGGCUGGAGAUGCUGUGCAAAGAUGAGCAGGAUAUAUAGCGCAUAUUUUUCCUGAGGCUUUAGAUGUCUGUGGCAGGAUCCUCCAACUCACUGCUCUGAUUGGUCUAUCUGCAAUGCCCAGCCAAUGAGAAGUGGGAUAAGCCUGCUAUGUUCUUUGAAGAUUUAUCAAAUCUAUGUGAUCAAAAAUGUGAAUUCCAUUACAUUCCGUGGUGAUUGACACAAUUUUAGAAUGUUGCAUAAUUGUUCUAAUUGUCUUCAAACUCUUAUCUGAAUAGUUUGCAGUAAACCACAAAUAUUGACAAUAAUCUCUAUUUUUAAGGUAAACUGGCCCAUUUUAUAUGCUGUAUUACAAGUAAAAAAUGUGUGUUCAGGAUUUAAUAUAAUUUUUGUAGCUUCGUGUGUUUUAAAUAUUUGGUUGCUGCAAUAACAUUUUUACAAAGGUGCCGGUGACUCGCUGUUGACAAUAUGAAGAAAAUGACAAUCAAGUAACAUAAUGCAUAUUGUUUCCCUUAUACAAUGUCUUCCCUACUCAAUAGCAAAAGCAAAGGCUGUAAUUAAGCAUAACAGGAAAAAAAAAAUUGUGUCCUAGCAACAAAUUAUGUUACCUAACAUGUCAUAGAAACUUCUGAAGACUAAAGAUGAUUGCCACCUGCAUGGCAACAAUGAAACCCAAAUCAAUUGAAUUUCAGAGAAAUUCCAGAAAAGGGCAUUUUAUUACUUUACAUUAGAAUGUUUUACUAUAUUUGAAACAUAUCUAAACCAAAAUUCUAUCACAUUUAUAUGUAUAACUUUUUUUUUUAAGACAUUAUGUGACAUCCUAAUAAAAUUGCAAUGACAUAUUUCUCAAAAUGAAUGUGAUGCAGCUUAGUUGUCUAUAAAGAAUUUCCUAACUGGAGAGAUGAGGUAUAAUUACCAGGCUUAAGGUGUAAAAAGCAGAUUUUAUCCUUGAGCCCAUUUCUGAUAGCCAUAAGAAUUAUGGGGCCCACAUAUAUAAAGGUUCUGUUAUCAAAAUUGCUUUAAAACACUAAGUGAUUGAAUGUGUGUGUACUUUAUGUAACUGCUAUUGGUGAUAAUUAGAAGACGUAUUUACAGUAAUAAUAGCGUCACUACUUUGUACGCAAACUGUACUUUGUCCAGUGCUAGUCUAAUAUAUUUACUUACACACAUAGAACAUUGGAGCAAAUCGCCAUUGUGGCAGGCUAAUGCAAUGUAUGAUCAUAUCUUAUAACUAAAUUCUUGUUUUUGUUUUGUGUUUUUCACUUUGUGGGUUAUUGUAAAUUGUGCAUUUUGUCAGCAAGUAUGCAUGUGUAUCCUUUCUGUUCUAUGUAUAAUAUGGGAGAAUUAACCAAAACUCCUGGUUUGCACACUUGCCUCCAACAGAUGCCUCAUUUUUGAUCCUAUUUAAAACUUGAACUGCAGAGAGCCCCCAAAGUAUGUAUGUCCCAAGUAAGCAAAUUGCUCUUCCAAGAGCAGACACUAUUAGCAGCAAUAAAUGUAAGUAAUUAUUUUCUGUAUGACUUUAUCAGUCUGUCACAUUGUUGUGGGGGAAUUUUGACCCACUUUUUACAAUGUUGCUUCAGUUCAUUGAGGUUUGCUGGCAUUUGUUUAUGCACAGCUCUUUUUAGGUUGCACCACAGCACUUUGGGUUGAGGUCUGGACUUUGGCUGGGCCAUUUGCAACACCUUUUCUUUUUCAGCCAUUUUGUUGUAGAUUUGCUGCUGUGCUUGGGAUGUGUGUGUGUUCGUGUGUGUGUGUGUGUGUGUGUACACACACACACAAUAAACUGCAUUCGCAGGAGCUGGAAAUAUAGUUUUAAUGGAAAACAAAUACAAUUUCAGACUUGUAGCUGCAGAAAUUAAACAAUACGAGCAUGUUUUAAUAAUUUGUCUUAUCAUUCAUGUAUCUUCAGAGUUUAUAUCUUUCAUUUAUAAAAAUGUAUGGAGGGUUUUUUUCUGCAAUAGCUGGCGGUGUAUUUAUCGUAUGAUAACAGAACCCAGUCUGCUAUGAUUAGUUGGAUUUUGUUCUGUAAAUCCUUCGCCCACCAUGUCCUUUUUUAUGUUUCAAUUAAUUGAGUGCAGGAAACCAUGGGAAAAGUAUGUUAACUAGCCUACAAUCUUAAAGAAAACUGCAAUGUGCUUUGUGUAUUGCAUUCUGCAGACUCUUUAUUGCUGACCAGUAAAAGUCAACAGGAAAGGCAGACGUCCUCACAUAUCCUGGAAGAACUGAUGACUCAAGGAAUUAUACAGAGCAAAACGAAAGUUGUCAAAAAUGGAGAAGCCUAUGAUGUAAUGGUAAGUGAGCAUACGAGGAGACUUUAAUAAAUAAUACAAUCGGAUCCUCGUGUUUCAGUGAAUCCUACAUGCAUGUAUAUCACUCUGGGGGUGGGAAGGGUAGGUAGCACAGACCUCUAAAGACCAAUGACAUUUUAUCCUAUAUCACGAUCUGGUCACUAACUGAGUGCAUAUGUAGACAUGUACUAGGUGAGUGCUGAGUUUGUUCAGGCACUCCAUAAUGUAGAGCUUUACUUGUCUUGUCUUGUGUUCAGGAUUCCGUGGUCACUUUUGUGAUAGUUACCUUAUUUUGAUGGUAUAAAACCCCCAACCUUCAAUACUGCUAUAUACGCCAUAUACACUCCUCACUGGGUGGGUGUAGCAGAAGUGUAAUACCCACCUCUGUAAUGAGAUUGUGGAAGGGUCAGGUAAGUGACCCUAUGAUCAUAGAGAGAUAAUAGACAGACACAUAUUUAAAUAGGACUUGAUUUUGAUGGCACUUCAUUUUGAAAAAAAGAUUAAAUUAUAAAACAUAUUUGUAAGAGAAUCAAUUCCUUAAAUAUCCAUUAUACUGUAUGACUGAAUUAUUUUCAAUAUUAAUUAAUGUGUUUUAGUUGGAAACAAUGGAAAAACCAUUAGGGAGACCUCCUGCAAAACUUGAGAAAUUAAAAACCAAGAAGACAAUAAAUACAAGCCUAACAAAAGAGGAUAUUGAAAGCAAAAUGAAAGCUGCUGAGGAGAGAAGAAAGGUAAGUUAUGCAAUCAUAAAGUUGCUAUUCUACUGUUAUGUAACAAAAAGAAUGACAUAGAAACACAGAAACAUAGAAUGUGACGGCAGAUAAGAACCAUUCGGCCCAUCUAGUCUGCCCAAUUUUCUAAAUACUUUCAUUAGUCCCUAGCCUUAUCUUAUAGUUAGGAUAGCCUUAUGCCUAUCCCACUCAUGCUUAAACUCCUUUACUGUGUUAACCUCUACCACUUCAGCUGGAAGGCUAUUCCAUGCAUCCACUACCCUCUCAGUAAAGUAAUACUUCCUGAUAUUCUUUUUAAACCUUUGUCCCUCUAAUUUAAGACUAUGUCCUCUUGUUGUGGUAGUUUUUCUUCUUUUAAAUAUAGUCUCCUCCUUUACUGUGUUGAUUCCCUUUAUGUAUUUAAAUGUUUCUAUCAUAUCCCCCCUGUCUCGUCUUUCCUCCAAGCUAUACAUGUUAAGAUCCUUUAACCUUUCCUGGUAAGUUUUAUCCCGCAAUCCAUGAACCAGUUUAGUAGCCCUUCUCUGAACUCUCUCUAAGGUAUCAAUAUCCAUCUGAAGAUACGGUCUCCAGUACUGUGUACAAUACUCCAAGUGAGGUCUCACCAGUGUUCUGUACGAUGGCCUAUACAACCAAGCAUUCUGCUAGCAUUUCCUGCUGCUCUAUUACAUUGUCUGCCUACCUUUAAGUCAUCAGAAAUAAUCACCCCUAAAUCCCUUUCCUCAGAUGUUGAGUUUAGGACUCUAUCAAAUAUUUUGUACUCUGCCCUUGGGUUUUUACGUCCAAGAUGCAUUAUCUUGCACUUAUCCACAUUAAAUGUCAGUUGCUACAAUUUUGACCAUUUUUCUAGUUUACCUAAAUCAUUUGCAAUUUGGCUUAUCCCUCCUGGAACAUCAACCCUGUUACAUAUCUUAGUAUCAUCAGCAAAAAGACAUACCUUACCAUCAAGACCUUCUGCAAUAUCACUAAUAAAAAUAUUAAAGAGAAUGGGUCCAAGUACAGAUCCCUGAGGUACCCCACUGGUGACAAGUCCAAGCUUCGAAUAUAUUCCAUUGACUACAACCCUCUGUUGCAUGUCACUCGGCCACUGCCUUACCCAUUCAACAAUAUUGCAAUCCAAACUUAGAGAUUGCAGUUUAUUGAUAAGCCACAGUGUCAAAAGCCUUACUGAAAUCUAAGUAAGCAAUGUCUACUGCACCACCCUGAUCUAUAAUUUUAGUUACCCAAUCAAAAAAAUCAAUAAGAUUAGUUUGAUCUCCCUGAAGUAAACCAAUGUUGUCUCUGAUCUUGAAAUCCAUGUGUUUUUAGAUGUUCAACAAUCCUUUCCUUUAACAUGGUUUCCAUCACUUUACUGGCCUAAAAUUACCCAACUCCUCCCUAUUACCUUUCUUGUAAAUGGGCACAACAUUUGCUAACUUCCAAUCUUCUGGGACUACUCCUGUUAACAAUGAUUGGUUAAAUAAAUCUGUUAAUGGUUUUGCUGGUACACCACUAAGCUCUUUUAAUAGCUUUGGGUGUAUUCCAUCAGGUCCCAUUGACUUAUUUGUCUUUACUUUUGACAGUUGAAAUAGAACCUCUUCCUCUGUAAACUCACGUGUAAUAAAUGACUCAUUUAUCCUUUUUCUUAACUGAGGUCCCUUUCCUUCAUUUUCAUAUGUAAAUACUGAACAAAAAUAUUCAUUGAGGCAGUCAGCUAGACCUUUAUGCUCUUCUACAUACCUUCCUCCUUUUGUUUUUAAUCUAACUAAUCCUUGUUUUACUUUUCUUUUCUCAUUUAUGUAUCUAAAAAAAGUUUUGUCCCCCUUUUUUACUGUCUGCUAUUUUCUCUUCUGUGUGUGAUUUGACAUAGUGAGUUACACUGAUAUACUCACGGUUAUUCAGUAAAACGUGAAAUGUUGGAAUUAAAAAGUGAAUUGAAAAAUUUAGGCUAAAAUAAACAAUGUGAGAAAAAUACUAUGCAUGUCCACUAUGGUUUUCAUUUCAGCCAAAAAUAUGUCAUUCACUUUGAACCCACUCUCAAUUCCAGAUAAUACCCAAUACAGAGAAAAGCAUAGAAAUAUUUGAUAUUAAAAACAUACAAGAAACAUUUUACCUAUGCACAAAAAUGUAUUUAUUUUUUCAGUAUUGCAUUAAUAUUUGUAUGAUUUGUGUGUUGUUUAUUUUUUUUAUUAUAUUUUUUUUAAUUGCAUGAAUAGACCUCCUACCAUCAUGCAGCUGUCUGUAUAUAAAGAAUUUGAUGCAGUGUGCAGCAUUCUAUAUAGUUCGUGAAACCAAUGCCGUAUGUUACAAGGGUUUGAAAUGAACAGGUGGAGAAAUCAGAGUGUUUAUUAAACUUCAAAUGCAGUCCAGUUUGAAAAAAUCCAUUGAAUCAAUGUUUUCCUAUGGGGAUUUAGAGGACGCUGGACGUCCUCAUGCAAAGCGUAAAAACAUGCAGCGUUGUUUCACAGAGUUCAACUUAGUGAAACAGCAAGACAGUAGUAGACAGUCACUAGAGGUAGUCUUAACCCUGCAAUGUUUUACAUUGCAAGGCUAAGGGGACAGGGACACUGUACCCAGACCACUUUAAUGAGAUGAAGUGGUCUGGGUGCCCAUAGUGUCCCUUUAAGCCAUAUGCAUCAGCUGAAAACAGCUAAAGCAUAUGGCUUAAUGACUGUUUUGCAUGCGAGAUUGCCAAAUGCUACUGUACAGGAGGGUUCUUGGCUUAAGCAUCAUAUCGAUUCAUUAUAUAAAAAUAAUUUAAAUAAAUACCCCAUAACCUCUUGCUACUGGAUAAGUUGAAGAAAAAUGUAAACAGCCAGCACUCCUAUUACAAUGUUCACUAUGUGCAAUGUGACUCACUAUGUUGUACGUGCAUUGUGAGUCUAGAUCCACAGUCUAGUGUGAGUUAACAAUUGUAAAAAAGCUUGACAAAGACCUCUACAGAAGUGGCCUUUAGAGAGAUUGAAAUGUUGUCAGUUUGCUGUGAGAUCUCAAUAAAAAAAUUGUAGAUCUUUCACAUUAGUCCCACAUGCUGGACAUUCUUUUGGUUUGAAUAACUUUAGCAGUAUGGAAGAGAAGGGCAAGUCUGAGAAAUAUUACUAAUCUAAUAAGGAAUCUAGAAAGUACUAGACUAGUGUUGAGGCAGAAAUUAAGUAGACAUAUAGGGAGAAGUCAGCUUAUUGAUGUGUCUGGGUGCAGUGUCCCAGGUCCCUUAACCCUGCAGUUGUAAUUAUUGCAGUUUUCGAUAAACAGCAAUAAUUACCUUUUAAGGGUUAAACUCCACCUCUAGUGACCGUGUACCAGACAGCUACCAGAGGAACUUCCGAGUUGUUAGGCGACUUUUUUGUUGCCUAACUGAUGCUGGACGUCCUGACUCUAUGCAUGAGGACAUCCAGCAUCACCCAAAACCCCAUAGGUAAGCAUUAUACAAUGCUUUUUUAUGUGGGAAGUCCUAAUGUGCAUUGGGUCUUUCUCGCAGUCCGAUGUCAGCGGGAGGAGAAGUGGAGGCGGAGCCUGGGCCAGCCGCUUAGGGACAUGGAAUCAGGUAACUGACAGAAGGGUUUUUUAACAGGGAGGGGGACACUCUAGGGAGCUAUAAUGCCAGGAAAACAACAAAGUUUGUUGUUUUCCUAGCACGAUAGUUCCUUUAAGGUGAGUAUUUUCUUUGGUUUAAUCUUUUGAUUUUUGUUUUUUAUAUUUUUAAUGCAUUAUCUGUAAAGUGCGUAAAAAAACGGAGCUCAUGUUAAACCAGGGCGUUAUUUUACUCAAAAGGGAGAAGAGGCAGACAGUACAGUCUUGGGGUCUCCAUGUGCGAAUGCAUAGUAAACAUUGUUAGCAAUGUAUAGAAGUCAUGUUCACGGGAUGAACAUGUGUACUCCUUUUUAAAAAAAAUGUAUAUAAUAAAAUAUCAUGGUCGGGGCGGAGCCUAACCAGCGAGCUAGCUGGACGUGCACGGCUAGAGCUCCUGCAAAAUGGACAAAAAAACCUUUGGUUUUAUCGAGCUGCUGAACCGCAAACCUCCGACGGAACAGCCCACGGCACUGUGUAAACGUGCCGGAAUCCAACGACGCCAAACAUGACACCCGGAGAGACCGGGCACCGCAACAGCAAAUGAGGCCUACCACAGGAGGCGGCGAGGAAAGGCGGCCACUUUCCCGCCGAACGCGGACAGCCAAAUGCGAGUAUACCACACUUCCCACCGGUGGGGGAUAUCCCGGUCCCCGCUGGAUGGAGAACCCCAAGAUCUACGCCCCUCGAAUACACCCGCAAUCACCUCAAGUGGGAGUUGGGGCCUCCAAGAUGGCGGAUGCACGAGAUCCAGCAAUAACGAACAAGCAACCUAACACUGGACUGGGCAAAGGCACCAACGAGAGAGACUCCAUUGAUGUUAUUAAAAUGGUUUGAGAUUUCUAAAAGAAAAGAGAAACCUCUAUUUAGGGUAUAAAUAAUAGCACAGCUACAAAAAGACAACUCGACUGGAAAAAAUAGAGGCUCCACUAACAGGUCUCUAAUAAUGCAAAUUUGAGAGAAGAGUUAUUAAAUAAAAAUUUAAUAAAAUAUCCAGGAGUGGUCUGUAGCUUUAAACUAAUAAUGCUUCAAAAACUUGAUAAAAGAAAAAUGGAACAUUAACAUCCAAUUGUAGCUUCUUCUGUAAAAGAAACUUGGAUUAGUGAAUUCCAAUGUAUAACAGUCUAUGACUUGUAAUUAAAUUGGUAACUGUCUGUUGUUACUCUGUAUGUGUAAGCUAAUUCAGUUAACUCCAGUUAUGGGUGAACUGGUAUUUGAAUACUGGAUUAGUUCAUUAAUAUAAUACAAUAUGGACAGUUUAUAUGGUCCUUAUAACUGAAAUAUUGUAUCUAUUGCCACACUGUUAGUGAUAGCUAACAAACUGUAUUUAGUGACUUACAGUUUAAAUAACACUUUACUCCUAGUAAUAGGAAAUAAAGUUAAAAGUCCAAGUGCUAAUGAAAAUAAUUUAUUAAUGAAUAAAAUAGUUAAAAAGAAAAAUAAGAACGUUCCACUCACAUUAUGUCAAAUACAUACUGGAUACUUUUGCAGGGGAAUAAAAUGAGCAGCUGAAGAAAAAUAGAUGUGUUGUCCGAUCACCACUUGAUGAAUGGAUCGGCAAUGUUCUUAGCCGCGUGCGUGUCACCCGGUUUCCCUCCUGCGUUCCAGCUAGAAGUCGGCAGUAUUUCGGUGAAUGCCGAAAAGCAAUGUGGUGUCGUUCUAGGUGUCGUCCUAACGCGUUUCGUGAGUCUUCUCUCACUUCAUCAGAGGAUGCUUGAUAGGACCAUCUCGCAGGUUUAAAUAGCUAGCAAAUUGGCUGGCUUAGAUUAACUCUUAAUAGUUCAUAGCACUGGAUUCUUUUAUAUAGAUCAUACAUAAUUACAAAUAAUUAACAGUAAAAUUAAACAUACAGAUGAUAAAUUCACAAUAUAUAUUGGACCUAUACAUAUUGUUAAAAAAAUAAAACUGAGAAUUCAUUCAACAAUAAUAGAUAUAAAAAUAUUAACAAAUAUUACACAUUAUACAAAUGUGAGUAAAUGGUUAAAACGAAAUAAUUUUUAAAAUAUGUUUACUAUCAUUUUAAUUAUAGAUCUCAAAAUCAGAUGUUCUGUUGUACAUAUAUUGGUCAAUUGAUAUAUUAUAAUAAGACUCAUAAUAUGAAAUACAUAAUAAAAAUUUACAUAAUAAAAACUCAAAAAAUGUAGCAAAAAAGAUGUCAAUAUAUAACUCCACUCAAAUGUGAUAUGUAUCUAAAAGGAAAAAAAAACAAAACAAAAAAAAAAAAAACACCUUUAUAAAAAAGCCCUUAAUUCAAAAUCCACAUUUAGACCUUUAGGUUCUAACGAAUCUAGCUGAAAUAUCCAUUUAGCCUCUGCUUUGUCUAGUUCUUUCUCUAGAUCUCCUCCUCUCCAGGGAAUAUUUACUUUUUGGAUUGCCAUAAAGCUAAGUCCCUUAGGGUCACUUGCAUGUACAAGAUUAAAAUGUCUCGAAAGGUUGUGUGAAUGGAUUCCAUUUUUAAUAUUUCUGAUAUGUUCUCCCAUUCUAGUUUUAAAAGCUCUUUUGGUACGUCCUAUAUAUAUUUUAUUGCAAGGGCAUUUUAAUAAAUAGAUUACACCAGUAGUGUUACAAUUUAGGUGUGAUUUUAUUUUGAAAAUUUCUUUUGUUUGUGGGUGAGUAAAUUCUGUAAUAUUUGAAGAUUGAUUUGGAUUGUUUAUACACGCCUGACAUUUUUUACAUUUCCAGAACCCUUUUAUUGUUUUAAAGGUGGUGGUUAUAUUUUCUCUUGGUUUUUCUUGUUUAGUUGUUGGUGCUAAUAAUAGACCUAAAUUGGGGGCUUUGGAAUGUAUUAUUCGAGGUUUAUUACCUAAUAUUCGUUCUAAUUGAGGGUCUCCUUUUAAAAUGUUCCAAUUUUUUUGUAGAAUUUUUCUAAUUUGGUGAGUUUGGCUAUUAUACCUUGUUAUGAAAGUGGGAGCUUCCAGAUUGGAUAGGUCUUUUUGUGGUUUAGUUUCUAAGAUUUGAUUUCUAGAUAAAAGAGAAGUUUUGGUUAAGGCCUGGUCUAAAAUUUUGUUUGAAUAGCCUUUUUCUUUAAAUUGUGCUGUCAUCAUUUUAGUUUGUUCAACACAUAUAUUUGGUUCGGAACAAUUUCUUUUUAUUCUCCUAAACUGGCUAAAUGGGAUAUUAUUGAGCCAUGUUUUUUUAUGAAAGCUGUUAUGAGGAAUAAAGCUAUUACAUGCCACUGAUUUUUUAAAAGUUUUAGUCUCCAGUUUAUUGUUUUGGAUAUAGAUUUCAAGGUCUAAGAACUCGAGUUUUUCUGUAGACUGAUUAAAAGUAAAUUUUAAAUUAUAGGGGUUAAAAUUUAGAUAUUGUUUAAAAUCUUCUAACGUAAUGAUAUCUCCCUUCCAGAUAAAAAUACAGUCAUCUAUGUAGCGAUGCCAUGAGACCAGAUUUGCGCCAAAUGGGUUGUUGGACCAGAUAUGCUCAUCUUCCCAUUUACCCAUAAAUAGAUUGGCAUAGCUUGGCGCAAAUCUGGUUCCCAUGGCAGUCCCCUCAAUUUGGAGGUACGGUCUCAUUUGAGGGACACUACUCACAUCAUCAACUUUUUAUCAGAUAUAGAAUGGAAUUCAGAAUAUAUUUUAGUGACAGCAGAUGUCACAUCCCUGUACACAGUUAUCGAACACCUACAGGGAUGUGAAGCUAUUCAAUAUGCACUUGGUACCUUUUCAGAUCUUAAAAAUGAUCAAAUUGAAUAUAUUGUGAAAUGUGUAGCUUUUAUUCUUAGCCAUAACUUUUUUUGGGCCAAUCACCACCACUACCUCCAAAUUGAGGGGACUGCCAUGGGAACCAGAUUUGCGCCAAGCUAUGCCAAUCUAUUUAUGGGUAAAUGGGAAGAUGAGCAUAUCUGGUCCAACAACCCAUUUGGCGCAAAUCUGGUCUCAUGGCAUCGCUACAUAGAUGACUGUAUUUUUAUCUGGAAGGGAGAUAUCAUUACGUUAGAAGAUUUUAAACAAUAUCUAAAUUUUAACCCCUAUAAUUUAAAAUUUACUUUUAAUCAGUCUACAGAAAAACUCGAGUUCUUAGACCUUGAAAUCUAUAUCCAAAACAAUAAACUGGAGACUAAAACUUUUAAAAAAUCAGUGGCAUGUAAUAGCUUUAUUCCUCAUAACAGCUUUCAUAAAAAAACAUGGCUCAAUAAUAUCCCAUUUAGCCAGUUUAGGAGAAUAAAAAGAAAUUGUUCCGAACCAAAUAUAUGUGUUGAACAAACUAAAAUGAUGACAGCACAAUUUAAAGAAAAAGGCUAUUCAAACAAAAUUUUAGACCAGGCCUUAACCAAAACUUCUCUUUUAUCUAGAAAUCAAAUCUUAGAAACUAAACCACAAAAAGACCUAUCCAAUCUGGAAGCUCCCACUUUCAUAACAAGGUAUAAUAGCCAAACUCACCAAAUUAGAAAAAUUCUACAAAAAAAUUGGAACAUUUUAAAAGGAGACCCUCAAUUAGAACGAAUAUUAGGUAAUAAACCUCGAAUAAUACAUUCCAAAGCCCCCAAUUUAGGUCUAUUAUUAGCACCAACAACUAAACAAGAAAAACCAAGAGAAAAUAUAACCACCACCUUUAAAACAAUAAAAGGGUUCUGGAAAUGUAAAAAAUGUCAGGCGUGUAUAAACAAUCCAAAUCAAUCUUCAAAUAUUACAGAAUUUACUCACCCACAAACAAAAGAAAUUUUCAAAAUAAAAUCACACCUAAAUUGUAACACUACUGGUGUAAUCUAUUUAUUAAAAUGCCCUUGCAAUAAAAUAUAUAUAGGACGUACCAAAAGAGCUUUUAAAACUAGAAUGGGAGAACAUAUCAGAAAUAUUAAAAAUGGAAUCCAUUCACACAACCUUUCGAGACAUUUUAAUCUUGUACAUGCAAGUGACCCUAAGGGACUUAGCUUUAUGGCAAUCCAAAAAGUAAAUAUUCCCUGGAGAGGAGGAGAUCUAGAGAAAGAACUAGACAAAGCAGAGGCUAAAUGGAUAUUUCAGCUAGAUUCGUUAGAACCUAAAGGUCUAAAUGUGGAUUUUGAAUUAAGGGCUUUUUUAUAAAGGUGUUUUUUUUUUUUUUGUUUUGUUUUUUUUUCCUUUUAGAUACAUAUCACAUUUGAGUGGAGUUAUAUAUUGACAUCUUUUUUGCUACAUUUUUUGAGUUUUUAUUAUGUAAAUUUUUAUUAUGUAUUUCAUAUUAUGAGUCUUAUUAUAAUAUAUCAAUUGACCAAUAUAUGUACAACAGAACAUCUGAUUUUGAGAUCUAUAAUUAAAAUGAUAGUAAACAUAUUUUAAAAAUUAUUUCGUUUUAACCAUUUACUCACAUUUGUAUAAUGUGUAAUAUUUGUUAAUAUUUUUAUAUCUAUUAUUGUUGAAUGAAUUCUCAGUUUUAUUUUUUUAACAAUAUGUAUAGGUCCAAUAUAUAUUGUGAAUUUAUCAUCUGUAUGUUUAAUUUUACUGUUAAUUAUUUGUAAUUAUGUAUGAUCUAUAUAAAAGAAUCCAGUGCUAUGAACUAUUAAGAGUUAAUCUAAGCCAGCCAAUUUGCUAGCUAUUUAAACCUGCGAGAUGGUCCUAUCAAGCAUCCUCUGAUGAAGUGAGAGAAGACUCACGAAACGCGUUAGGACGACACCUAGAACGACACCACAUUGCUUUUCGGCAUUCACCGAAAUACUGCCGACUUCUAGCUGGAACGCAGGAGGGAAACCGGGUGACACGCACGCGGCUAAGAACAUUGCCGAUCCAUUCAUCAAGUGGUGAUCGGACAACACAUCUAUUUUUCUUCAGCUGCUCAUUUUAUUCCCCUGCAAAAGUAUCCAGUAUGUAUUUGACAUAAUGUGAGUGGAUCGUUCUUAUUUUUCUUUUUAACUAUUUUAUUCAUUAAUAAAUUAUUUUCAUUAGCACUUGGACUUUUAACUUUAUUUCCUAUUUCUAGGAGUAAAGUGUUAUUUAAACUGUAAGUCACUAAAUACAGUUUGUUAGCUAUCACUAACAGUGUGGCAAUAGAUACAAUAUUUCAGUUAUAAGGACCAUAUAAACUGUUCAUAUUGUAUUAUAUUAAUGAACUAAUCCAGUAUUCAAAUACCAGUUCACCCAUAACUGGAGUUAACUGAAUUAGCUUACACAUACAGAGUAACAACAGACAGUUACCAAUUUAAUUACAAGUCAUAGACUGUUAUACAUUGGAAUUCACUAAUCCAAGUUUCUUUUACAGAAGAAGCUACAAUUGGAUGUUAAUGUUCCAUUUUUCUUUUAUCAAGUUUUUGAAGCAUUAUUAGUUUAAAGCUACAGACCACUCCUGGAUAUUUUAUUAAAUUUUUAUUUAAUAACUCUUCUCUCAAAUUUCCAUUGAUGUUAUAUUUGAAGUAUUUUGGGCUAAACUACUGGCACUUUUACAGCCAAUUGGGCCACAUCAUAAAGAGACUAUGAAACACAAAAAGCAAGUGAAGGGGAGACUUGGGAAACCUCCUCAACGAGUGUGGGAACCUCCAGCUACAACCCCCCCGAACACGGGGCCCUCUUGGGUAGAGAGCAUCAGGGGUCGACCUCCAUAGGACCCCCUAUCCACCCCCUUCUUGGGGGCUCUGUGUUUUCCACCAAGAAGGGGAAAACACAGAGCCCAGACUCACAUCACGGGGCACAACGAUCACCAACCUAACAAGAUAAUAGCAGCAGGCACGGCGGAGGGGCACCCAGAGCUGUAAGGCAGAAAUCCUCACCACUGCCGACACGCCGAACCUUUGCAAUAGCUCUGAGAACAGAUCCAAGCCAUCCCCACCGAUAUACCGGGACCCAGUGGUGGCUCAUACAUCCGGACAGUGCCAGAAACAACCGGCGCAUUAAAGGACUGACAACACCUGUCAACUGUCGUGCGAGCAGGACUGGCCUUACAUGCCCAAGGGAGCGAGGUAUGCCAGUGCUUGUCCCGCUUCUACAAUGCCCCAGCCAGCCCCACUGGCUCCAGUUAGGGCCACAACACCCAAAACUUUUUCACUCCUGGGUUACUGACCCCCCACUCAUGGGCAUCGGCUAAAAGGACCGAUGGCGGAACCCCAAAGAUGCCGCUUGCCUCUGGGAAAUGACUGGUGCAUACGUUGAUUACCUCCUCUAACUUUGAUAACUCUAGCCAGAAAAGCUCCUUAUCCUUCGUUUAUUAUGUACCGACCAGAACAGGCGUGGGCUGAUCGGGACUCUAAACACAGGCCUGCACUCAUAAUACAUGAGACAAUGCCACAGAUUAUGGACUCAUAUCUCAUUCAAGCCACAAUCCUGCAGCCACAAUAUUUUUUGACACGGCAUUCGCUUUUUGUAUUUGUUAUAUUGCCUGUGACCUUUUUUUUUGUUUUGUUUUUUGCCCUAUCUACUAAUCUGUUCAAUGGAGGCAUCUUGUUGUUCGUCUCUCUAGCAAUAUCAGUCUACUUAGCCUGCCUAAGCUAAUCUCUGCUGGACUUCCUAGCCUGUGAAACUUAGAUACGGGCAUGUGAAGCUUAUAUUGAUCUAUUCAGCUUGUUUAGCCAGAUACAGCUAAUGACUAGCAUAUCUAUUACAUAGUAACGUAAGCUUGUACAACUAGCCUGCAAUGUUCUCUAUCACCAUUAUAACCUGUCUUACGCUAAACCUUUUCUUAUUUUUAUUAAUAAUCAGCCUAGAUAUAACUCUAUGUUAAGCGUUAAUAAUUUAAAAAUGUGCAAAGUUUUUUCCACUGCCUAACUAACGUAAACCUUUGUUCGACUCUGGCUAUUGUGGCAAGGUGUGCUACAUGUGAAUUUCCAUGCACAAAUAAAAUAAAGAAUUAAAAAAAUAUAUAUAUAUCAUGGUCAAAGAUCCAAGUAAAAUCAAGAAUAGGGUUCUAGUAGUUGCUUUACAACACGUUGAGUAUUUUUUAAGGUAAGUGGAUUUUUAUAGAUAUUUAUCCAAAUUCUAUAUUUAACUACAUAACCGCAUUAAAUAAUAUUUUUAUGACAAAAUGACAGAAAACAAGCUUAUUUAAGUAAAUGUUGCUCUCUGGGUGACACUAUGGAAAGGAAUUAAUCUUUUGAUAGAUACACCCAGAGAAGGCACCAAAAUCAAAAAAUAAGCUUGUGGUUUUUUAAAAGACAAUUAGAAGACUAGACAGGUCAAUUAGCAUCCAUCCAUGUCAUGGUCCUUGUCUCAUUAUUGUCUACUGCAUGAGAAGUUCUUACAUGAAAAGGAUAAUGUAACUUUAGUCAGACUCAAUGAAUUUUACUAGUGUGAGUAAUUGUAUGCCUUUAAUAUUACAGACAAAGGAAGAGGAGCUGAAGAAAAGACUGAGGAGUGACAGGCCAGUAACUGCAUUACGGGGCAUAAGGGGAGAAGGUCCUUUUUCUAACCAUGAGCAACAUGAAGAUCCUUCCACUAUUCCACAUGAAACCUUAGAUUCAUCAGGAAAUGCUAUGAGUGAAAAUAUUCCAUCCAUGGGUCCACCUGAUACCUUAGAUUUUGAUGCAUCUGAAAAUGUAAUGAAUGAAAUGACACACAGCCAGAUGGUUAAUGAAGCUGCUGAUGAAAUAGUUGCUGUUGAAUCUGACAUCACAUAUAACAAUCCAAAUGUUAUGGACAUCGAUGCUGGAAGUGAUGACUUCUGAUGCACACUUUAGUUAUAUCCAAGAAUACUUACAUCCAGGCCACAAAUGAAAUUGCAGUUUAUAUGUGUAUAAGAGCAUUUGCACUUUUCCACUCGUAUAUAUUUUUUAAAAUAUUUCUAAUUCGGUUAUUUGCCAUCAUCUGCUUCAUUAUUCUGUUGCUAUACUAGAAAAUUUCAAAUAGGUUCCUAGAUUUAUCUAGAUGUAGAGCAUAUAGUACCAGAGAACUUUGAAAUGUGCUGAUCCGGAAAUCUGUCUCUUUUCAUAUUUGCUGAUAGAAUACCCAAAACAUAUUGCAGACCAGACAAAAAAACAAAACCACAUAUUAAAAGAUAAAAAGAAUUGGGGUGGGUAGAAAAUUGAGCCAAAGCCUUGUCCACAACCUGAUGAUUAACAUUAAUCUCAAUGGCAAAUCUCAUUGGUUCUCAAGUAGGCAUGUAGCAGGAGGCUGGUCAUACAUGUAGUAUCUGAUGAUAAUCUGAGGCUUGUACAAGAAUAUGACAAUCCAAUUCUAACAGUGUCUCUAUAAUUAAAGAUAAAUAAUUUUCAAGAUUUUAUUUCAUAGCCUU
Messenger RNA from Pelobates cultripes (western spadefoot toad), 19326 nucleotides. The record is from the annotation of a GenBank genome assembly. Lineage: Eukaryota; Metazoa; Chordata; Amphibia; Anura; Pelobatidae.